This is a messenger RNA of Cladophialophora carrionii CBS 160.54, 402 nucleotides long. RefSeq lists its product as uncharacterized. The record is from RefSeq and is a predicted model, not a curated record. The transcript has 2 exons. The coding region runs from base 1 to 402 and encodes 133 amino acids. NCBI's taxonomy places the organism in Eukaryota, Fungi, Ascomycota, Eurotiomycetes, Chaetothyriales, Herpotrichiellaceae.
AUGCCAUCCAUACAAGACACCAACUCCAAGGAGAUAGCGGACCUCCUUCGGUCGUACCGGAACGCGCUAGUCAAGUCCUCCGCCAGCGAUGUCAUCAAGCUUUACGCGCCUGAUGCCUUGCUCAUGGCCCAAGGGUUCCCCAUAGUCAGCUCUGCCGAGGACAUCCUCACCUGGUACGAGAACUGUUUCAAAAACAUCACGCUUGACGUCGUCUUCGAGAUCAAAGAGAUCAUGGUGGUAUCAGACGAGUACGCAUUCGCCACCACGACCAGUGCUGGUACUCAGAAGGACAACACCUCGGGCAAAGUGACAAGUGAGGGAAAUCAUGAACUGUUCGUCAUUCAAAAAGUUGACGGGUUCUGGAAGAUUGGCCGAUACUGCUUUUCGACCACAAAGGCCUAA